CGUUUCGAAGCGUCCACGUCUCGUGGGUGGAGUGAGUUUCUCUUAAGCACACGUAGACUAAACCAGUGCAUCAGAGGGAAAUCACACGUCAACUGAUCACAAACCUCCAUCGCCUCGACUCUUCUUUUUCUUUAAUAAUAUCAGCAAAACAUGGUGGCGAAACAGAGGAUUCGCAUGGCGAAUGAGAAACACAGCAAGAACAUCACUCAAAGAGGCAAUGUGGCCAAAACCACGAGAGGCUCUCAAGAAGAGAAGGCAGCUGUGGGACCGUGGCUUCUGGCCUUGUUCGUGUUUGUAGUAUGUGGAUCAGCGAUAUUCCAGAUCAUUCAGAGCAUCAGGAUGGGAAUGUGAGAUGAACGGUCGUCGGCGUUGUACAUCAGUUUGUUCUUUUCUCCCGGCUUGUCUGAGGAUCGCUUGAUCAUUCCUCUUUUCUUAUUUAAUCUUUGUCGUUUUCACCACAACACCAUGGUCUCUCGUGCCUUACUCAAGAGCUGGAGGAGCAUUAUCUUCCGAACCAUUCCAACGUGGGACUUCUGUCAAUAUCGCUGCUGAAUCCUGGGCAAUAAACUCAAGACUACAAAUGAGUGUUUGAUCUUUUUCUGUGGAAAAAAACACGUUUGUGUAAAUGUAAUGCUGCAUUGAAUUUUCUCUGUUCUAGAUUUUGGACCAGCACAUGUUUGUUAUCAUUAUUUGGUACUAUGCACCUUUAUUGGAUCUUCCUCUACGUUUAGAGCUGAUUGUGUGUUCACUCAAGGAAAUCAAGGGCCACAUAUUCAGUUGUAUCUGUAGAGAACAUGAAAAAGAAAAAAAAAAAAGUUGAAAAUGUCUCUCUUUUUUGUCUGUAAAAAUAAAGCCAGUUUUUGACUGAUAUAAAACCCAUCAUCAAUCAAAUGUAAAUCUCUGUUAGCAUCAUGUGAUUAUGGUUGUUUAUAAAAAUAUUUUGUUUUUAAUUAAAAUAAUAUAAAAGAACAAA
Cyprinus carpio (common carp) is the source of this 973-nucleotide messenger RNA. RefSeq names its product stress-associated endoplasmic reticulum protein 1 (gene serp1). The record is from RefSeq and is a predicted model, not a curated record. Gene Ontology annotation, biological process: endoplasmic reticulum unfolded protein response. Lineage: Eukaryota; Metazoa; Chordata; Actinopteri; Cypriniformes; Cyprinidae. Gene Ontology annotation, cellular component: endoplasmic reticulum.